CAUUAUUCAUUGCCAAAAAUAUUAGGAAGAAGAAAAAUCUACAAGAAACUCACUAGCCUGCAUUGUCUUUCUCAAGGUCACAGUUUCAGGAGGAGUCUUUUUUUGAGUCCAGUUCACAAGAAGGGUAUUCUACUCAACAGUUCAAGCAACUUCUUUUAUGCAGUAGUAUAAAAAUAAUCUGAUAAUGGGCUUAGGUCAUGAGCAAGGAUUUGGAGCUCCCUGUUUAAAAUGCAAAGAAAAAUGUGAAGGAUUUGAACUGCACUUCUGGAGAAAAAUAUGUCGUAACUGCAAGUGUGGUGAAGAAGAACAUGAUGUCCUAUUGAGCAAUGAAGAGGACCGAAAAGUAGGGAAACUUUUUGAAGACACCAAGUAUACCACUCUGAUUGCAAAGCUAAAAUCAGAUGGAAUUCCCAUGUACAAACGCAAUGUUAUGAUAUUGACCAAUCCAGUUGCUGCCAAAAAGAAUGUCUCCAUCAACACAGUUACCUAUGAAUGGGCUCCUCCUGUCCAGAAUCAGGCAUUGGCCAGGCAGUACAUGCAGAUGCUGCCCAAAGAAAAGCAGCCAGUGGCGGGUUCAGAGGGGGCACAGUACCGGAAGAAGCAGCUGGCAAAGCAGCUUCCUGCACAUGACCAGGACCCUUCAAAGUGUCAUGAGUUGUCUCCCAAAGAGGUGAAGGAGAUGGAGCAGUUUGUGAAGAAAUACAAGAACGAGGCUCUGGGAGUUGGAGAUAUCAAACUUCCCUGUGAGAUGGAUGCUCAAGAUUCCAACAGAAUGUACAUUCCUGGUGGAGGCAGAAGCACCGUGGCAGCAGUGGGGACCGUGAAGGACAAAUUGGCUGAACAGAGAACAACUCAAUAUUCCUGCUACUGCUGCAAACUGAGUAUGAAGGAAGGUGACCCAGCCAUCUAUGCUGAAAGGGCUGGCUAUGAUAAGCUUUGGCACCCAGCUUGUUUCAUCUGCAGUACCUGCCAUGAACUCCUGGUUGACAUGAUUUAUUUCUGGAAGAAUGGGAAGUUAUACUGUGGCAGACAUUACUGUGACAGUGAGAAACCUCGCUGUGCUGGCUGUGAUGAGCUGAUAUUUAGCAAUGAGUAUACCCAGGCAGAAAACCAAAAUUGGCACCUGAAACAUUUCUGCUGCUUUGACUGUGACAACAUCCUAGCUGGGGAAAUAUAUGUGAUGGUCAAUGACAAGCCCGUGUGUAAGCCUUGCUAUGUGAAGAAUCAUGCUGUGGUUUGUCAAGGAUGCCACAAUGCCAUUGAUCCUGAAGUACAGCGGGUGACCUAUAACAAUUUCAGCUGGCAUGCAUCCACAGAGUGCUUUCUGUGCUCCUGCUGCAGCAAAUGUCUCAUUGGGCAGAAGUUUAUGCCAGUAGAAGGGAUGGUUUUCUGUUCAGUGGCAUGUAAGAAGCUGAUGUAUUAAGAGGAGAGCACCAAGCAGUAUUGAGCCGUAGCUAUCCAAAGUGGUCUGCAUUUCUACUGUAAAAUGCAAUUUGGAAAAAUAAAUGAGAAAAAAAGAAACU
Molecule: messenger RNA, 1523 nt
Organism: Molossus molossus (Pallas's mastiff bat)
Lineage: Eukaryota; Metazoa; Chordata; Mammalia; Chiroptera; Molossidae
Gene: TES
Product: testin LIM domain protein
Exons: 8
Coding region: 185-1423 (412 amino acids)
Molecular function (GO): zinc ion binding
Source: RefSeq, a predicted model, not a curated record